CGCGAGCGCGAGCGCGGCCGCUCCUCACAGGGCACACAUCUCCAGCAGGCAUCCCUCCUCAUCCUUUCAACCCCUGCACCGAAAUACACUGUAGCAAUGCGGCAGGACGGAUCCAUGCAGAUGGCUGCGCCGCAGAAAGAGAACGCCGAUCAGAACUUUGACUACAUGUUCAAACUGCUGAUCAUCGGGAACAGCAGCGUGGGCAAAACGUCGUUCCUCUUCCGCUACGCUGACGACUCGUUCACAUCAGCAUUCGUCAGCACGGUCGGCAUUGAUUUCAAAGUCAAGACUGUGUAUAAGAAUGACAAGCGAAUCAAGCUGCAGAUCUGGGAUACAGCAGGACAGGAGCGUUAUAGGACCAUUACGACGGCCUACUACCGCGGUGCCAUGGGCUUCAUCCUCAUGUAUGACAUUACCAACGAGGAGUCUUUCGGAGCGGUGCAGGACUGGUCAACCCAGAUUAAGACUUACUCCUGGGACAAUGCACAGGUCAUCCUGGCCGGUAAUAAGUGUGAUAUGGAGGAGGAAAGAGUUGUGUCUGUGGAGAGCGGCAGACUGCUGGCCGAACAGCUCGGCUUUGAGUUCUUCGAGACAAGCGCCAAGGAUAACAUCAACGUGAAGCAAACAUUCGAGCGCCUCGUUGAUAUCAUCUGUGACAAAAUGUCCGAGAGCCUAGAGACUGAUCCUGCAGUUACCACGGGAACGCAGGGCAAUGCCAGGCUAACAGACAACCCACCACCAUUACAACAACCCAACUGUGCAUGUUAGUGCAUCAGAGUCCUGUGUGUGUGUGUGUGUGUGUAUGUACGUGCGUGGGUGUGGGUGUGUAUCCAAUACUUGGGCUUCUUUAGGUCGAGGCAUUAAACCUUUAACGUCGUGGCUCCUGGAUGGAACGAGCUGUAUCUCAUUGUUCAGGGAAGGCAUGUUAAGGGUCAUGUGACACUCUUACACGCCGCCCACAUCCCAGAUUGGUUGCACUUGUAAUGGAACGGAAUGCAUUUCUGAGAAAAGCUGAGGAAAAAGGGUUUGAAAUGCCUCAGUGCUGUGACCUGUAUCUGACUGUCAACCUACACUGUUUCAUAACGAGUUCAGUGUGAAUCCUGCUGCAGUGUAGUGCUAAAGCUGAUCAGAUCAUGAUAUCUAAAACACUAAAAAACUAUAAACAACUGUAGUUUCAAUUAUGUUUUUAUUAGUUAUCAGCUUCAUUUAAAAGGAGGGGAAGGAAGCUUAUAGUACAAAAAUAGAUUUUAGUGUCCAAUCAGCACUCGAGUUAUAAAAGAACUGAUGAUUACUGAGAUAUCUGAAAGAAAAUGUAUAGUGUUGUAAUUUAUAAGAAUAUAUCAGAAUUAUAUCUGCCAGCCAUAUAAUGAGUAUGUGGUCAGAAGGCUACUCCACCAUUGUGGUAGUUCCUCACAAGGACUUUAUUCCAUCAAAUGAAAUCUGGAGAAAAAAUAUAUAUAUAUAUUUUGUGUUCUAGUUUCUGUUAAACUGCUGUGAGGAAAGUUGUAAACACUUGAAGUCAUUUAGAAUUGCAGUACAGCUAUAUUAGUAGCUACAUGAGUCGUAUAAA
Ictalurus furcatus (blue catfish) is the source of this 1570-nucleotide messenger RNA. RefSeq names its product ras-related protein Rab-3C-like. Bases 97 to 768 code for a protein of 223 amino acids. Gene Ontology annotation, biological process: regulation of exocytosis; protein localization to plasma membrane; protein secretion. The record is from RefSeq and is a predicted model, not a curated record. The transcript is spliced from 5 exons. Lineage: Eukaryota; Metazoa; Chordata; Actinopteri; Siluriformes; Ictaluridae. Gene Ontology annotation, molecular function: GTP binding; GTPase activity. Gene Ontology annotation, cellular component: endosome; plasma membrane; synaptic vesicle.